Messenger RNA from Plenodomus lingam JN3, 615 nucleotides. Lineage: Eukaryota; Fungi; Ascomycota; Dothideomycetes; Pleosporales; Leptosphaeriaceae. The record is from RefSeq and is a predicted model, not a curated record.
AUGGGGCCAAACAACCAACUAAUGAGCUCACAGCGAUCAACUGGGCCGAUGCGAAGAAGAGGGUCCUUCACAGCUACCGGGACUGGCUACGGUCGGUGCGUUACUCCUUAUUUCGAUUCUGCACUCUAUGCACGCUUGUCACGCAUGAGCUGGAUAUACAGGGACUUGGAAGGACAAGAGGCUAUGGCAACAGGGCAGGCGCGCGGGCGGCCAGGGAGUGCGUGCCAGCAGGGAAGACUGAGGCUGACAGCGACACUACAGGCUCCCGAGAUUCAGACCAUGUACUCGCUCAACAUGCCCAUUUCCACUCUCCGGACAAAGAUGCGACAGGAAUUCGAGCGGCAUCGAUAUGUGAAUCAAAUACAGACCGUGGACGUGCUCUUGUUCAACAGUCACCAGGAAUACCAGGUGAGCCAUACUGCCCAACUAGCUAUACGCAUCCUGUUCAGUGCUAAAGUAUUGGGUACAGGAAACACUCAACUUCUGGAAGCAACUGUCACAUGUGCUCAAGUACUUCCGUGCCGAAGAGGAGCCCAAGGCAAGGCUACCGAACAACUUCAUCCACGGCUUCUUGGAGGUAGGUUUUCAUCCUUGCAAGCAAGCAUGGACUUGUAG